Messenger RNA from Sclerotinia sclerotiorum 1980 UF-70, 1053 nucleotides. RefSeq lists its product as hypothetical. Bases 1 to 1053 code for a protein of 350 amino acids. Gene Ontology annotation, cellular component: nucleus. NCBI's taxonomy places the organism in Eukaryota, Fungi, Ascomycota, Leotiomycetes, Helotiales, Sclerotiniaceae. The transcript has a single exon. The record is from RefSeq and is a predicted model, not a curated record.
AUGUCACACGACCCGAACAAUCUCUACAAUUUCAAAAAGCCUAAACUCCACGAUUCAUCAACAAAAGAAUUAUCCUCAUCCACAAACCUAGCAUUCAGCUCGACUCUCUCCUCACUCCUCACCUCUAACACAUCCUCAUCAACCACCACUCGUGGACGUCCUCGACCCUCAAAAACCAAAGAAGAUAUCUUUAAAACUCAUAAUAAAGGAGCGAAAAAACGUGCUGCAAAAGAUCUAGAAGGUGACCAAAACGGAUAUACACAAAUACAUAAAACAGGCGGAGGAAUAGAUGAUAAUACACUUCAUCGAAGUAAAAAGCGACUCGCUGAAAAAGCAAAAAUAUACUCCCGUUUAAAACACGGUGAUCAUGAUAAAUUCGAUGAAAAUGGGAAUCAAGAGGAAGAAGGACUCGUAGACUUUGAUCGAAAAUGGGUUGAAGGAGAAAAAGAUGACGAGGGGAACUAUAGCGAUGAUUCAUUUGGCGCCGGCGGCGCAGGCUCAGACACCGAACUCGUCGAAUACGAAGAUGAAUACGGACGUGUACGUCAAGUGACGAAAUCCGAAGCAAGUCGACUGGAACGUCGCAGAAAUAAACAACUCCUCGGCGCAGAAGAACUAGAACGUAUGUCCGCUCGCCCAUCAAUGCCAACCCAACUCAUCUACGGCGAUACAAUCCAAUCGGAUGCUUUUACUAGCGCAUUAGAUGCCGAGACGGAAAAUAAGAUGGAAGAGCUGGCGAGGAAAAGAGAUAGGAGUGCGACGCCACCGGAACAAAAACAUUAUGAGGCGGAUAAGGAGGUUAGGAGUAAGGGACAGGGAUUCUAUAGUUUUUCGAAAGAUGAGGCAUUGAGGGGGGAGGAAAUGGAAAAUUUGGAGAGGAUGAGGAGGGAGACGGAACGGGGAAGGAAGGAGAGGGAGGAGGCGAAGGAGAAGAGGAGGAAAGAGGUUGAAGAGAGAAGGAGGGUGCUGGGAGAGAAGAGGGCGAAAAAGCAGGCAGAUGCUUUUUUGGAAGGAUUGGGCGAUGCGCCUGGCCCAAUGGAGGGAAAGGAGUGA